Messenger RNA from Abrus precatorius (Indian licorice), 1577 nucleotides. Its product is annotated as rubisco accumulation factor 1.1, chloroplastic-like. The record is from RefSeq and is a predicted model, not a curated record. The coding region runs from base 84 to 1400 and encodes 438 amino acids. Lineage: Eukaryota; Viridiplantae; Streptophyta; Magnoliopsida; Fabales; Fabaceae. Gene Ontology annotation, cellular component: chloroplast. The transcript has a single exon.
UUUUUGUAGAAGUGAAAAAGGGGAAGAAGAGAAAAAUUUUGCAAACGGGUAUGAGAUAAGGUAAGGCAAGGAACUCGGUCACCAUGCUCUGCCUCACUGGAAACACUCUGAAUCUCAUUCCCAACAACCCCUUUCUCUUCCCUUCCUCCACCAACAACCGUGGCCAUUUCCUCAAACCCAUUUCAGCCAUUAUCAACCCUUCUUCCCCGAGGUCACAGCCACAGUCACAGUCACAGCAGCAACUGUACCAACCAUUCAGGCCACCCCCUUCGCCUCUUCCUUCGCGAUACGGCACCCUCGACAUCGCAGGCCGAAUCGAAAUCCUCGCCAAUCGCCUCGGCCUCUGGUUCGAGUACGCGCCUCUCAUCCCUUCCUUAUUUCGUGAAGGCUUCUCUCCUCCCUCCCUUGAAGAAGUCACCGGAAUUUCCGGCGUCGAACAGAACCGCCUCAUAGUAGCUGCUCAAGUGCGUGACUCUCUCGUCCAAUCCAACGCCGAUCCCGAGCUUCUCUCCGCCUUCGACACCAGCGGCGCUGAACUCCUCUACGAGAUUCGCCUCCUGAGCACGUCACAGCGCGUGGCCGCCGCGCGUUUCAUUGUUGAGAAUAGGUUUGAUGGGAAGGGAGUACAAGAGCUCGCACGUGCCAUGAAGGAUUUUCCGAGCAGGCGCGGGGAGAAGGGUUGGGAGUGCUUUGAUUAUACUCUUCCCGGAGAUUGUCUCUCUUUCCUGUAUUACAGACAGAGUAGGGAACAUAGGAACCCUUCUGAACAGAGAACUUCUGCGUUGGAGCAGGCACUGAAGGUUGCGGAGACGGAGAAGGCUAAAGAGGCGGUUUUGGAGGAGUUGAAAGGGAAGGGUAGUGAAGAGGGGGAUAAAGUGGACGAUGGGGACAGAGUAGUGCGUGUUCCAGUGGUGAGGUUGAAGAUUGGGGAGGUGGCGGAGGCGAGUUCGGUGGUGGUGUUGCCGGUUUGUAAGGCGGAGGACAGGGAAAGGGAGGUUUUGGAGGCGCCGUUUGAGUGUAGGAGUGAGGGGGGGUUUGGGGUGGUGGUGGCGGAGAAGGGGUGGGAUAGGUGGGUGGUGUUGCCUGGGUGGGAGCCUGUGGUCGGUUUGGGAAAAGGGGGUGUUGUGGUGUCAUUUGCGGAUGCGAGGGUGUUGCCUUGGAAGGCAAAUAGGUGGUAUAAGGAGGAGUCUAUAUUGGUGGUGGCUGAUCGGAGUAAGAGAGAAGUGGGUGCUGAUGAAGGGUUUUAUCUCGUGAAAGUGAAUGGUGAGGAUUUCAAAGUGGAAAGGGGUUUGGCGUUGAAGGAAAUGGGUGUGAAUGAGAGUUUAGGGACUGUAGUUUUGGUUGUUAGACCGCCCAAAGAAGAGGAUGAUGAUCAAUUGAAUGAUGAAGACUGGGAGUGAACUGAAAGGACAGGAACAGGCCAACAGGGAAAAUCGUUGGGUUGCCUAUUGUUUCCGAGUGCAGAUUGAUACAUGACAUUCUAUGGUUCUCUAAAUUCACGAAUCGGAAGUUUAGUCAACUCAGCUUUAAUCCCUUGCCUUUUUUUUGUCAUCAAAAUUAUAGUUCUAUCCAUUUGG